This is a messenger RNA of Aricia agestis (brown argus), 1344 nucleotides long. RefSeq names its product peptide deformylase, mitochondrial-like. Gene Ontology annotation, biological process: peptidyl-methionine modification; N-terminal protein amino acid modification. The transcript is spliced from 3 exons. Lineage: Eukaryota; Metazoa; Arthropoda; Insecta; Lepidoptera; Lycaenidae. The record is from RefSeq and is a predicted model, not a curated record. Bases 108 to 758 code for a protein of 216 amino acids. Gene Ontology annotation, molecular function: peptide deformylase activity. Gene Ontology annotation, cellular component: mitochondrion.
UAAUGGAAUAAUAAUAAAUUAAUAAAAAUAAUCAUAUUUUUAUGUAUUAAAUAUUAAGGUAAACAAUCGAAAAUACGGUUAUUUAAACUACCUACAUAAUUCCUGCAAUGGGUGUCCUCCGAAAUGGUCUAAAUUGGUAUGCGAAAAUAAGUCGAUGUGGUGCAAAACCCAUUCCUCCUUACGAACAUGUCGUUCAAAUUGGUGAUCCAAUAUUACGUAGAGUGUGUGAGCCGGUACCACAGAAUGAAAUAAAAAAUGAAAAGACAAUAAAAAUAAUAAAUAAGCUGCACUAUGUGGUCGAUAAAUAUAACAGCUUAGGAAUGUCAGCGCCACAAAUUGGAAUAAACUCAAGAAUAUUUGUUAUGAAAUACACCGCUAAACAAGUUGCUUGUGUACCACCAGAAAUAAUAAGACAAAGGGAUAUCAAAAUAGUACCAUUCACUGUGUUCAUUAAUCCAACAUUAAAGGUUGUUGAUUAUAAAAAAGUGAUUUAUCCAGAAGCAUGUGAAAGUGUAAAGUCUUUUGUUGCUGAUGUUGCCAGAUAUAAUGAAGUAGAAAUAAAAGGGUAUAAUGCUGAAGGUGAAGCUGUGAGUGAAAGAUUUAAGGGUUGGUCUGCCCGAAUAGCACAGCAUGAAAUGGAUCAUUUGGAUGGCAAACUGUAUACUGACAUAAUGGACAGGAAAAGCUUAAGUUGCAGCUGCUGGGAGGAAGUCAAUUUGUCCAGAGGGAAAAUAAAUAUUCCCUUCACCCCUGAGUAGCAAAUCAAUAAAAUAUAUUAAACAGAAGAAAUAAAAUAUAUACCUUUAUAAACAAAACUUUCUUGUUAAAGAAAAGGCUUGUAAAUAAACCAAUUUAUAUGAAGCAAAGUAUUUAUUCUUAAAACCAAUUAAAUAAGUACCAGCUUUGUUUCUAAACUAUUAAGAUAUUAUGUUUAAUAAUAAAGUGGUACAUUUAACAAUUAUUAUUAUAAUAGUUACAUCUUGUUACCAUAAUAUAAAUAAUACUUAUAUCUAGCAUGUUAUUUUCUAUAUAAAUAAUGUUAUAUCUUCAAUUUAAGUUGUGGGAAUAACACGUGUGCAUUGUAAGUGUGCUAAAGACUGGAUUCCUAAAAUAAAGAUGUGUAGACAGCUUUUCCAAACAAAAUGUGAGGCCAGUUUUAUUAUGUAGUGGUUGCCUUACAAAAUAACGCGUAGAUUCCGCUGUUGUUUGGUCUCAGUAUAAUAUGGUUUGCAGAAGUCUGUCUUCAUCUUUAUUUCGUUUUAGAUAUAAUUUAAUAAAUAGCCACCAAAUUAUUUAAAACAGAGUUACAACUAUUCCAUAAAAUGAAGUAUUGUAUAGGUUUAA